CUGCUACCAGAGCCAUCGAUCAGUCAGCCCGGGGUGCGUGGAACAGGUACAGUACGGAUUGGAUACCUAUCCGUACCUUAGCGAAUCUGGAAGACCUGGAAGCAAAUCAAGCCCACGCAACAUCCCUCUCCCUCUACCUUACCUUAGCGUCACCUCUUUCCAUCCCGUCCAUCAUCACUCCACCACUCCCACCUACCUACCUACCUUACCUAUCUGACCUUACCUUCUCACCCCAACCUCAACCUUGCGCAGUCUGCACCCUGCUCUCGCCUACCCGCAAUCUGCGCCGCGAUACCCCCUCCAUACGAACAACGUGCAAGCCCUCGACCAACCGACUUUUGGUCUUCGCCGUCAUCAGAAUACUCAAGCGUACCUGCAUCCGACGAAAUACGCCUUUUUGCAAAUCCCUGAAGCAUUCCCACCCGCUGCCGCAUACGCCAAACACUACGCACCUACCCUUCCUUACCGCAGAGCCUUCGAGCUACGGGCCUCCCUCCCUUUUCAACCCCUCGUCAACUACGACCCGCCCGAUCUAUCUCUGCCUCAUCCCAACGACAUAGAAACCACUCGCCUGCUCUUCGCCCGCAACUGCCUCUCGCACUCCUCCACUUUGCCUGCGUGUUUUUAGGUCCCUCUUCUGCGCACAUCAUCGCAGUUAUUCUCACCUCAGCACCAAUCCACAGUCUUCGCGCCGUCCAGCUCGACUGUCGUGUGGCCCAUCUCAGCCCUGUCCAUAUUCUCCCAGCGCCGAGAGACAGCCUCUCUCUCUUUCCGCACUACUAAAGCUCGCCCCCUCGUUCGUCUUCGACAUACCCCGCCACCUCGCCUCUUCCGCUCGCCCAUAUCAACAUCGACAAGUCCACUCCUUAGCCCAUACAGAACUGGUCUGCAAACAUGGUGGACAGCGACACGAACUCCCCCACGUGGAAGUUCACCCAGUGCUUUGGAGACAAGGGCGAUGUGGAGGACAUCACCGAAGCUGAUAUCAUCUCAACGGUCGAGUUCGAUCACACGGGUAACUAUCUCGCGACGGGAGACAAAGGCGGCCGGGUCGUAUUGUUCGAACGGAACGAAACGAAAAAGACAUGCGAAUACAAGUUCCAUACCGAAUUUCAGUCCCACGAACCCGAGUUUGACUACCUGAAGUCGCUGGAAAUUGAGGAAAAGAUCAAUAAGAUCAAGUGGUGUCGUCGACAGAAUGCAUCACACUAUCUGCUCUCAACAAACGACAAGACGAUCAAGCUGUGGAAGGUUUUCGAAAAGUCGCUUAAGGUCGUCGCCGAAAACAAUCUAUCCGAUGACUUGACUCCCGCAAACCUCGCUGGCGGUGGGGGUGCUCCCAAGCAGUCACCUGCGCAUCGUUUCAAGAACUCUGAAGACCUCAUCAUGCCCCGCCUGACCCAUCAUGACACCGUCGUUGCCGCCGUACCUCGCCGAACGUAUGCAAAUGCCCACGCCUAUCACAUCAACAGCAUAUCCGUCAACAGCGAUGGCGAGACAUUUAUCAGCUCGGACGACCUUCGCAUCAACCUCUGGAACCUGAAUAUCCAGGAUCAGAGCUUCAACAUUGUCGACAUCAAGCCUGCAAACAUGGAGGAGCUGACUGAGGUUAUCACCGCUGCCGAGUUUCACCCUCUGAGCUGCAAUUGGUUCAUGUACGCAAGCUCCAAGGGCACCAUCAAGCUUGCCGACAUGCGCCAGAGUGCUCUCUGUGAUAGCCACGCAAAGCUCUUUGAGCAAGAGGAAGAUCCCUCCUCAAGGUCGUUUUUCUCCGAAAUCAUUUCCUCCAUCUCGGACGUUCGGUUCUCCUAUGAUGGUCGUUACAUUCUCUCUCGCGAUUACCUGACGGUGAAGAUCUGGGAUAUCAACAUGGAACGACAGCCCGUCAAGACGAUCCCCAUCCACGAGCAUCUGCGUCCUCGGUUAUGCGAUACGUAUGAGAACGACAGCAUCUUUGACAAGUUUGAGGUUGUCUUCUCGGGGGAUGCCAAGAACGUCAUGACUGGUAGCUACAACAACAAUUUCAUGAUCUAUCCUUCAGACCCCGACAAGGAAGUCGAGGUGGUGCUGCAGGCCGAUAAGUCUGCCUUCAAGGCUAAGAAGGUUGGCGUACCGACACCCAUCAAUUCGUCUACUAGCCCAACCGCAACCAACGGUGGCAAGAAAGGAGGUUCCCGUGCUGGUAGUCCUGCUGCUGGAGCCGGUGGCCAGGGCCAAAGGAUGCGCAAGGAAACCGAUGCCGACCAGAUCGACUUCAACAAGAAGAUCCUCCAUAUGAGCUGGCAUCCAUUUGAGGAUAGCAUCGCGAUUGCGGCAACGAACAACCUAUUUGUCUUCUCUGCACUAUAAGGAUGAAUAAGAACCGAAGCCCUUGAGCACUAUGACGAGUGAGGACACUCAUGCUCGGACGAAGCACAGCAAAACAGCCGGACGAUGUAGAUCGAGGCUAUCGCGCCUACAGCCUGGGGGAUUUGGUUGACAGGAGAAGGUGUCUCGGGUCUACGUCGCAGCUGUGGCCUCUUGUACAAUCGCCGUCUUAGCCAGACUUUCGAAUUAAGAGGCCAACUCGACCAAUAGGAAAGAGUUUGCUGGGUACUCGGGACCAUCGAAAAGUGCUUGGGGAGAAGACAGAGGUGGAGGAACACGUGAAAGAUAUGGAAGAAGCACUAGGAAUAGAUGGACCCGACCAUCGUGUCACGUCGUCACGGUUAUCAACGCCUCCCUGAUUUCUAUAGUAGAAUUGGAGGCAACGAGAUUCUCGCCUGUUCUGAGCAUAUGGUGGCGUGUCAUGGUAAGCCCAAGUACACGAGAUGGAGUAUCCGGGUGUCGCAGGUGUGCACUGCCGAGGUUAUUGCCAUACCCUUUAUGCUGAACUAUCCAAGGUAACGGAUAUUCCAUCUACCUUCCUGAGUGUUACUUAAAGGCUGCUGCUACAAUUUGAACAUGAUAGGACGGUGCUUCCUGCAUUCGAUUCGACAAUCAUGCAGCGACCUGAUGCGUAGAUGCUGUCAUUCGAGAUUGGUCCCACGGCUGUGUUUUGUCCCGUUGCGCAAGAUUUCGAUUUCUCGGCUUUAGAUAGAUCUACAUCAACUACCUACUACCUAAAAACUCGCACUAAUCUACGCAGGUAGGUGAAGGUGUGUGGGUUGGGUGGCUUGAGGUACCUAGACUGGUGCUCAAGGGAUCUCGAAGUUCCCGUCAGGUCACAAGCCUACCUAGGACGAGGGAACCAAGAAAAGUGUGGAUCCUCACACAGGCACGCUGAGGCCAUAUCGUUAGAUACCUUACCUAGGUAAUGAAAGGUACGGAUAAACAGUCGUGACGGAGGUAUGGUAGCAAGCUUAGUAGGAGCACGGCAAGAGCAAGCGGAGCGGGACGUGUUGUUUGAGGUGGCCGCCCCAACCUGCAACCGUGGGC
Molecule: messenger RNA, 3417 nt
Organism: Colletotrichum scovillei
Lineage: Eukaryota; Fungi; Ascomycota; Sordariomycetes; Glomerellales; Glomerellaceae
Product: protein phosphatase PP2A regulatory subunit B
Exons: 6
Coding region: 895-2349 (484 amino acids)
Biological process (GO): peptidyl-serine dephosphorylation
Cellular component (GO): protein phosphatase type 2A complex; cytosol
Molecular function (GO): protein phosphatase regulator activity; protein binding
Source: RefSeq, a predicted model, not a curated record